This is a messenger RNA of Pangasianodon hypophthalmus (striped catfish), 4217 nucleotides long. It is a transcript of the gene hoxb1a, whose product is annotated as homeobox B1a. The transcript is spliced from 2 exons. Gene Ontology annotation, cellular component: nucleus. The record is from RefSeq and is a predicted model, not a curated record. Gene Ontology annotation, biological process: regulation of transcription by RNA polymerase II. Lineage: Eukaryota; Metazoa; Chordata; Actinopteri; Siluriformes; Pangasiidae. Gene Ontology annotation, molecular function: DNA-binding transcription factor activity, RNA polymerase II-specific; RNA polymerase II cis-regulatory region sequence-specific DNA binding. Bases 2290 to 3297 code for a protein of 335 amino acids.
ACAGCACACAUACAGCGCAUCUGAUUAUAUACGUGUCCAAUAACAUGGUUCUGCGCUGUGACUGCGCUGUAAUGAUGCUCAUAAAGGGCCAUUUAACCGCACCAACCGACAAAUGAACUCGUAUCUUAGUUUGUUUAAUCACAUUUCAUUGGCUACCAGGUGUUCUAGAGAGAAGCAGUAUAGCCAAUAAGAAUCGAUUAUGUUUGAAAGCUACUCGCCAACUAGCUACAUUCUAGGGAAGAGGAUAUCGAGUGACAGCCGAUUAAGUGAAGGAGGAGAAAAAAGAAGUGUUGAUUUGCUUUUAGGAUGUAAGAGGUAAUUUCAACCCUCUUACGAACAUUAUUUUAAUUAUUUUCACUGGAAAGGCCAUAAAGGUAUUUUAUGUCCUACGCCUAUUAACGUUAUCAAUAUGGCAAGAUCGGUUGAUAUUAGUUCAUCCCUUAAAUAAUUUAAUGACAAAUUCUGAAUGCCACCACCGUUUCUACUACGGUCUGGCAUCCACCCAAAUUGCAUGAUUAAUUAUUAAUAAAUUCGUGGCUACGUCACUUGCACAGAAUCAUAUGAAAGGACAAUUGCUGAUAACGUCACCAAGAUCUAACUGUAAGAGGGAAUAACAUUAAUAGAAAGAUGUAGCGCAGUGUUUAAAAUGCCAGACUGAGCAAACUGAGACAAACCAAAUGAUUAGAAUAACUAUUCACAAAUAUAUAUCACAUAAGAAAAGCCAUAUUGUUCACUUUCUGAUGAACAAAAAAUAUAAACAAAAUGUUCAGUAAAAUACAAAAUAAAAUUAGUCUAUUUAUUUAUUUAUUUAUUUAUUUAUUUGCUCUCUCUCUCUCUCCCCUUCUCUCUCUCUCUCUCUCUCUCUCUGACUUGAUCAGAACUUGUCUGGUCGUUAACAAGAUGGGUAGUUCUGUAGAAGAGAACUAAAAAGAGAAUUUUCUUACUGUCAGCCAAUAAAAAUAGCAAAAUCAGUCUGCCAUUUGCUGUGCGUACUAGUGCAUAGUAACACUAUGGUGUUCUAUCACGACAUUAAACAUAGAAAGAGCAACGUGUAAUGUAAAAUCUUUAUGUCAGUCCUUUAUUUAUUCGCUAAGACACAAACCACAGAGCUGUUGGGAUACCUGUAACUAUGCGUAAAACUGAAGGGAGGUGACUGAAACACUCAAGGACACAUUUGAAAAAGCUGGCUAACAAGCUCUGAACUUUUGCCCGCAUGACUAUCCCUUCUCCAGAAAUGCGACACCAUAGUAAACAUACUGACAAGUAACAAAUUACUGUGGGCGUCAUAUUGUUAGUUGCUCUUGUCUUUCCAUGUACCAGUGAAUGAACUCCCAAUAUUCGAGAUCCUUCUACCACCUCCUUUGUGCGUGGGUUUUUAUGAAGAGGGGCUUUGCUAAACUAUUGUCACCCAUUAAUGAUUAGCUGUAGCUUUUCGUUCCCCCGCCAACGCUUGUCAAGUUUUCUAAGUGUGCACCAAAUCAACCACGUGUAACAGACUCCAAGGUGAAUGAGGAUGACAUAUAUGGUGUAAAAUAUGGACCAGCAAGUAAAAUAAGUUGUGGUUGGAUAAUUGACCAGACAUAGUCAUCUAUCCAGAUGUAAAAGUACAAAUUUGCAUUUUUUACAAAAUUUGCAUAUCUUGGGACUGUGUGGAAGCUCUUUUCCUGCUGUCCACCUAACCUAGUUUUGGUAACAGAUCCGUCCAAUGAUUCAAUUAAACUGUCCCAAAGUCGACUCGGGACCAAACUGAAAAGAUGGCGUCACUUCCAAUUCGAGUGUUAAACGGAUUUCAAAUCUGAGUAGAGAUAUUGAACUCUGCAUAAACCUUAUGUCAGAUCAGGGGAAAUGAGACGCUGGGAUUUAGCUUUCCAGAGUAAGGAUAGAGAAUAAUUCUAUAAAAAGGAUACCAUACCAUCUUAACUAGUCUAGCCAAAUAGUACAUUUGCAGUGGUAUGAAGGCCUAUGAGGAAAGAGAGGAAGACGGGUUAAAAUCUCAAAAGGACAUUUGUCCCUUUCUUCGUUUCUCUUUCUCUCUUUCGGGAGAGCCUUUCACGCGGGGCUUGACAUAUUCGUGCUGUUAUCAGAUUGAUGGGCCAGUUUGAUUGAAGUGGCUUUGUCAUGCAAAUGUCAAGCGCGUGAUGGAUGGUCACCGUGCGCUGACAAACUUCUGGAGGUCCCCACACCAUUGGCGCCGUGACGGCUCACGUGACCAGCAGCUGAGGUAUAGAUGUGUUAUAGGGAAGCAGGAGCAAAUACUCUGGAGGUAAUCAUUUUCUCUUUUUUUCCCUCAUGACAUACUGCUGCGAGGUUGUAGCACGGGCAAUUUCAAACUCUCGUCUUUCUCCUCUUCGCCAUCAGAUGCGCAUGGACAAUUCCAGAAUGAACUCAUUUUUGGAGUACACAAUUUGCAACCGGGGAUCGAGCACUUACCCCCCAAAGUCUGGAUACCAUCAUUUGGAUCAGGCUUACUCUGGCCCCUUUCAGUCCGGUGACAGCUAUAACGCUGAUGGACGACUUUACGUAGGGGGCAGUGCGCCGGCGGCCACGGCACAACAUCAGCACCAGAGUGGAGGUUAUGCGCAUCACCAGCACCAAAAUCAAACCAGUGGCAUGGGCCUUUCACCUUACGGUAGCACAGGCUAUGGAGCGCAAGCCUCUGCCACCCCGGACUACGGCCAUCAGCAGUAUUUCAUGAACCACGAACAGGAUGGAAUGUAUUAUCAGUCUUCUGGCUUUGUUGCUCCAAGUGUCGGUCCUAAUUACGGAUCCUUGGCCGGUGCGUACUGUAGCACGCAGGGAGCAGUUCCGGCGGCGACAUAUCAACACAUGAACGGCUGCGAAGGCCAGGACCACCAACUCCUCUACGGCCAGGGUACAUACGCAGACCUAUCAUCCUGCCAGCAGAAGGAGACAGGCUCGGAUCAAAUGCCAGGGAAGACCUUUGAGUGGAUGAAAGUUAAAAGGAACCCUCCUAAAACUGCAAAAGUGACAGAGUACGGCCUGGGUCCACAAAACACAAUCCGUACAAACUUCACCACAAAACAGCUUACAGAGCUCGAGAAAGAGUUUCACUUCAGCAAAUACCUGACCCGAGCGCGCCGGGUGGAAAUCGCUGCCACGCUUGAACUGAACGAGACGCAGGUGAAGAUUUGGUUCCAGAACCGACGAAUGAAGCAGAAGAAACGGGAAAAGGAAGGGCUCGCUCCUACAUCCUCCACCACAUCUAAGGACUUCGACGAGAACUCGGAUCAUUCUACAACAACAUCUCCAGGCACGUCCCCAAGUCCGGAAACCUAACGAAAUAAGCGGAACUUAAAGUCCUAACAUGAACUACAGGCCUUUAUAAUAUUAAAUAAUAUUUCCUUAAACAUUCCAAAUCAUGUCGAACACACCUUCAUAUUGAAAUGGGACACAGGCUAUACAUUUUCCCUUAACUCUGACCUAAAGGGGAGAUAAUAGUUUGUCCUACAGGAACAUAUGUGGAUAAAUUUAGACAGGUUGUUUAAGAUGAACUCCAAUUUCUAAUUUCUAGGCUAAUUCAGGGUUCGCUAAUUCCGGCUUUCAUCCAAAAGUCGGUAAUGCACUUUUAGCAUGUUUACAAGUCUCUAAAUGGAUCUUUCAUUCAGACCUAGAGGGAGUCUAUAAGAGCAAAAUAAUAACUUUUGUAUGGUUGUUUAUUUUUUGUGAGUAUGUCGAUAUACCUUUGUGAAGUGUUUGUUGAAAGUAGGCUAUGUCCUAAGGUUUAAUCGGACCGUUUGCACUAUGCGGUUACAGGGUAGGCCUUCACGCCACUGAUGCACCUCACUCUGUUAUUACUGUAAUCCCAGCUAUGACUGAAUGAAUGAUAUUAUUUUUCCUCUUUGGUGCUUAAUUUUAGAACGGAAACCAGAACACGAAGUGCUAUGUAUUUAACGAUUCAGGAUUUUUGUAACAUGGGGUAUAGGGGAUGUAUUUGGUAGCCUUAUUUCAAUUUCGUGACACCGACAAGUUUUUGAGACUUAUAGAGUGCAGUUGUUUAGGUUAAAUACAGGGUUAUUACGUACUUUUCGUUAUCCAAAACCUUUAGAUAAUGAUAUAUAUAUAUAUAUAUAUUGUGGUGUAAACACAGACUGGCUGAGUUUUAUUAGUUUGUCUGCAUGUUUUAACGAAAGUGUUAUUUCAGAUUAUGUGUCUACCUCAAAUAAUAAUAAUUAAUAAUAAAAGUAUUUUUUACUGAU